Messenger RNA from Penicillium vulpinum, 690 nucleotides. RefSeq lists its product as uncharacterized. Bases 1 to 690 code for a protein of 229 amino acids. The transcript has a single exon. The record is from RefSeq and is a predicted model, not a curated record. NCBI's taxonomy places the organism in Eukaryota, Fungi, Ascomycota, Eurotiomycetes, Eurotiales, Aspergillaceae.
AUGGAAUCUCCCACUUAUGGCCUUGCAAUAAGCAUCUACAGCCGCGGCGAUGCCAAACUCGGCGAUGGCCCCUCACACAUGGGAAUCGCCAUUUACAAGUAUGGCGCCUCAACCUGUGAAAUACACCAUAUACGCAACCCCACAGACGAAGACUUCAUUUAUGAUCCGCGGACACAGCCGCUCGAAGACCCGGUUCUCAAGGGUCGCUGUGAGCUUGCUUCACUCAAUUAUGAGCAGAUGCAACAAGUUGCUAGCUUGAUCUCUGCGUUUGGGAAGGAUGAAUCUAACCACCCCGAGUUUGGGGUUGGAAAUUGCCAAGAUUGGGUUGCUGGUGCUGUUGGAAUGCUUGAGCACGCUAGUUAUGUUUCGCCCGGAGAAGGGGCAUUCUGGAAGAGUAUGAUUAACAGAAGCUCGGAGGAGAUGAAAAAUGAGUGUCUUCAAGGGCAGAGGAAAUGGAUAGAUGGUCCGGAGUCGACGUAUGAAGGAGAGCCCGAUGCAAGGUUUGUGGACAGAGAACGGGACACAGUGAAGCCUGUUGGGAAGUUAGCUCAGAAUGAGGUAUUCCGGGCGCGAAUACAGUCACUUUUGGGUCCCAAGGGGAGUGGAAGGAGUGAUGAUAAGACGCCUGUAGAACGGCCGUUUUAUGUGUCAAGUCCUUUCUUUAGCAAGAUGAAUGAGAGGAACAACUGA